AUGCUCAGGCCUGAAGCAAUUGUUCCAUCACCACAUACACUCUCAUCUGAUCUGACAUAUAUCUAUAACUUAGCAAGCAUGCGCAUUCGGGAUACAUUUGGUGAUAUGGAUACUGGUGUUCACCUGGCAAUUGACGGCUGGUCAAGUCCAUUGACAAGUGCUUUCCUUGGUGUGGUUGUAUUUUGGCAAACUGGUUCAACACUCUGGCAGUCUACCCUGGAGUUUAUACAUCUCACAGAGGCCCACCAUGGGUCCUAUCUAGCUGAGAUGGUCCUUGAGUGUCUGGACCGCUUUCAGCUUCAAAAUCAGGUCAUAUCUGUGUGUCUUGACAAUGCAAGUAACAACAAUACAUUAGUACAUCGUUUGGGACACUCUCUCCCAAACUUUCCUGGAAACAAGUUUCGAGGGCGUUGUAUUGCACAUAUAACUAACCUUGCAGCAAAGGCAUUUAUGGCUGUUUUCACUCGUCCACCCCCCAAGAAGCGCAAGAUUGCACAGAACACUCAGGUGCUUGCCAGGCAGUUGGCAACAGGAACUUCUGUUACUUCUAAUAGCAUUAACACGUCAAUUAAUAGUGAACCUGAUGUGCCACUGUUUGACGAACUUGAUGCUGCACUUGAAAUACCUGACGAAGCUGUAGAUGAGGCAAUGGAACACCACAACACAAUUGAAGUACAGAAGGCCGUUGGUACUGCAAUUGAGAAGAUGGCACAGCUGUACAAUCUGCGUCUCACAGAUGCCAAACUUAAAGAGGCUCGAUGUCAUGACCCAACUCUAUACAACUACUAA
Rhizoctonia solani is the source of this 789-nucleotide messenger RNA. Its product is annotated as AC transposase. The transcript is spliced from 6 exons. NCBI's taxonomy places the organism in Eukaryota, Fungi, Basidiomycota, Agaricomycetes, Cantharellales, Ceratobasidiaceae. Gene Ontology annotation, cellular component: nucleus. The coding region runs from base 1 to 789 and encodes 262 amino acids. The record is from RefSeq and is a predicted model, not a curated record. Gene Ontology annotation, biological process: regulation of transcription by RNA polymerase II.